This is a messenger RNA of Dendrobium catenatum, 1086 nucleotides long. RefSeq names its product S-norcoclaurine synthase 1. The record is from RefSeq and is a predicted model, not a curated record. Bases 7 to 1086 code for a protein of 359 amino acids. The transcript is spliced from 5 exons. NCBI's taxonomy places the organism in Eukaryota, Viridiplantae, Streptophyta, Magnoliopsida, Asparagales, Orchidaceae.
UGAGAGAUGGAAGAAAAAAUGGGAAUUGGGAGAUUUGGAGGGUCUUUGAAGGUGGCUAAUGUGCAGGCUCUCGCUGAAAAGCUGAGCUUGGAGAUUCCGGAUAGAUAUGUCAGGCCGGAGAGGAAGGAAGACAUAUUGGCAGGCGACGACGAAAUCUCCGGUGAAAGCAUUCCGGCCAUCGAUUUCGGCAAGUUAUUCGAUUCCGAGUACUCCGAGGAGGAAGCUGCAAAGCUCCACUCGGCCUGUGAAGGCUGGGGAUUCUUCCAGCUAGUAAACCAUGGUGUACCUGAAGAUGUCAUAAGCAAACUGAGAGAAGUCGUGGAAGAGUUCUUUAAGCUUCCAUUAGAAGAGAGAGAAAAAGUUGCUCAAUUACCAGGGCAAAUAGAAGGCUAUGGUCAAGUUUUUGUUCAAUCGGAGGAACAAAAGCUUGACUGGGCAGACAUGCUUGCCGUUGCAACAUUACCUCCAAACAUCAAACAAUUCAGGUUUUGGCCCACUAAUCCACCUUCAUUCAGGGAAAAUCUAGAGAGGUAUGCGGAUGAGGUAAAGAGAGUGGCCGAUGGCAUUCUAAAAAUGAUAUCUAAAAAUCUGGGACUUGGAGUUGACAAGCUUUACGAUAUGUUCAAAGGAGGGAUUCAAAUUUUUAGAUUCAAUUACUAUCCUCCAUGCCCAACCCCUGAGAAGGUCUUAGGCCUCUCUUCUCACUCUGAUUCUGUAGGAUUGACAAUACUGCUACAAGUUAAUGAACUACAGGGGCUACAGAUCAGAAGAAAUGGUGGAUGGCUCCCAGUUAAAGUUCUACCAGGAACUUUUAUCGUCAACAUUGGCGAUAUCAUUGAGAUAUUAUGCAACGGGAAAUAUAAGAGUAUUGAGCACAGGGCUAUUGUGAACAAUGAAAAGGCACGGCUCUCUGUUGCUGGAUUCCAUGAACUAAACUUUGGUGAUGUGGUAGGACCAAUCCCGGAGAUAGUGAAAGGAGAUAAGUUGCAUUAUAAAAGCUUGGAAUUUGAAGAAUAUACAAAACAGAUCUUCUCCUCUAAACUCGAAGCGAAGAGCAUCUUGGAUCUCAUGAAAUUGGAUGAAUGA